Molecule: messenger RNA, 3016 nt
Organism: Homalodisca vitripennis (glassy-winged sharpshooter)
Lineage: Eukaryota; Metazoa; Arthropoda; Insecta; Hemiptera; Cicadellidae
Product: cyclin-dependent kinase 11B-like
Exons: 14
Coding region: 371-3001 (876 amino acids)
Biological process (GO): regulation of mitotic cell cycle; protein phosphorylation
Cellular component (GO): nucleus
Molecular function (GO): ATP binding; cyclin-dependent protein serine/threonine kinase activity
Source: RefSeq, a predicted model, not a curated record
GUCUGUCGCCAGUCGUCGCUGCUAUUGGUACUCUCUCCGAACGACACUAGUUCGUCGUCAGUCGUAGGUGGCGGUCUUGAUAAUUUGUGUUGUGGUUGUUGUUUGGAGUUUGUCAGAAAGUGCGUGAUUCUUUCAGUCGAUUGAAUGCAAAUUUAUAAUAUAAAUUUGUUAUUAUAAAUCGCGAAUCAGAUAGUUGCGUUUAGUUUUUAUUUGUUUUAAUUUUUCAUACCUGUCUUAGUACUAACAUUUGGUUACUUAAAUGUCCGAAUGAAAUAACAAGUUACUAAAAUCCAGUGUUACUGCACUUAAAAACUCUUUCUGAAUAUUACAAUAAUAUUUAGAUUUAGUAACACUUGCCUAUCUACAUAGAAUGUCAGAUAAUGGCGAUUCUGAUAUAGAAAUAGAAGAUGGAAUUGAAGAAGGAGAAAUAAAGAAAGUGCCUACUCCUGUUUCCAAGAAAACCAUGUCUGAAUCAUCUUUAAGUUUUGGACUAAAAUGGAACCAGUCAGACUAUUGUUGCCUGUCAGAAGACGAUACAGCCGACUCUCUGGAAAUCAAACCCCCGCAGGCUUUUGUGCACAAGUCUCACUCCAGUCGUAGGGACAAACAUUCAGUUUCCUCUUCACGGAGAAGUCAUAAAUCGUCCUCGGGAGGCCACAGAAAAGGUCAUCAUCACUCCAGAACUCACAGAGAAGAGAGAAGGAGACAUCAUAGUAUAUUAUUGUUUUCCAGGGACAGGUCUGCAAAAGAAGACUCAGUUCGUAUAAAAGAUGAGCCAAGAAGGCAUGGCAAGAGCAAAAAUAAUCAAGAAAGAAAUAAAGACGAUAAAAUGAAGGAUGAUCGAUACAAGGACGAUAGAUUGCGUGAUGAGCAGAGACUACGUGAUGAGAGGAUGAGAGAAGAGAGAUCACGCGAUGAGAAGAUGAGAGACGAUAGAAAUAAAUACGAUGAAGAGAUUGUGACGAAACGUAAAGAAGUGGAGGUAAGGGAGAGGAAGAAAUCAGGUCCUGAAAAGGCCAAAGAGAAACAAGAAAGAGACUUACGAAGAGAAAGGUUACUGGAAGCAGAAAGAGUGAAAGAGGUCUACAAGAAGGAUAUUGAAGAGAGGAGGAUGCGCAGAGCUAACAGAAGUCGAAGCCCUGAAAAAUCUGAUUUUUAUCUUGUGGCAGUUGAAAAGAAAGAGGAAGAAACAAUUUUGUCUGAUGUCUCCCUUUCCCCCACCCCGAUGGAGACGGAGGAUACGGGACCGGACGUGGAGAUCAUCAAUGACGGCUCGGAGCACAGCGGCAAGCGUUCGGAACCCAGCGUGGAGGAGGAGUCUUCAGAGGAUUCUGACAGCAGUACGGAGUCUGACCAAGGCGAGAGUGACGAGUCUCGGGCAGUGAGCCGGUCACGUUCCAACACGCCGAUUGUGGGCAGCAACCACGACGUAGACAACGACAUAGAGCUGGCUAAGGAUACAUUCCCUCCUUACUUGCCUGCCAUUCAGGGCUGCCGUAGCGUUGAGGAGUUCCAGUGUCUCAACAGGAUAGAGGAAGGAACGUACGGAGUGGUUUACCGAGCAAGGGACAAACGAACUGAAGAAAUUGUUGCAUUGAAACGUCUGAAGAUGGAGAAGGAAAAAGAAGGGUUUCCAAUUACUUCACUGAGAGAAAUCAAUACUUUGUUAAAGGCUCAACACCCGAACAUCGUGACCGUGCGAGAGAUAGUCGUCGGCAGCAACAUGGACAAGAUCUUCAUCGUCAUGGACUAUGUGGAGCAUGACCUCAAGAGUCUCAUGGAGACCAUGAAGCACAAGAAACAGGUCUUCUUGCCAGCUGAGGUGAAGUGCCUGAUGCAGCAGCUGUUGAGGGCUGUAGCUCAUCUACACGAUAACUGGAUCCUGCACCGUGAUCUGAAGGCAUCCAACUUACUCUUGAGCCACAAGGGUAUCCUCAAAGUGGGGGACUUUGGGUUGGCUCGGGAGUAUGGCUCACCAUUGAAGGCGUACACUCCCAUUGUUGUGACACUUUGGUAUCGGGCUCCAGAGCUUCUGCUGUCUGCCAAGGAGUAUUCAACCCCAGUGGACAUGUGGUCGGUUGGGUGUAUAUUUGCUGAAUUCCUGGCAAUGGAACCGCUGUUCCCAGGCAAGUCCGAGACAGAUCAGCUCAACAAGAUAUUCAAGACACUGGGAACCCCUAAUGAUCGAAUCUGGCCCGGAUACUCCAAGCUGCCCGUGGUACAGAAAGCCACCUUCGCAGAGUUUCCGGUUUCUCAGAUCCGCACCAGGUUUCCCAUGCUGACUGACACAGGAGUCAACCUGCUGAACAAAUUCCUGACGUACAACCCAACGGAGCGAGUUGCGGCAGAGGAAGCGCUGAAACAUGAGUACUUCACUGAGGCUCCGACCCCCAUCGACCCCGCCAUGUUUCCCACCUGGCCCGCCAAGUCGGAGCUGGGCUAUCGUAAGGCCAUCGCCAGUCCAAAACCACCUUCAGGCGGCCGAGACUACAAACAGCUGUCCAAAGGGCCUGGUCCUUCCAAAGUAGGAAGCGACUCGGGAUAUGUGCGAAGCUCCUCUUCUGCUAGUACCUCAGCUGAGUCUUUUCUCUAUACAACAUCUCAGGUCACCUCCUAUUUGUCGAAGAUAGGUGUGGACUGCAGCAAUUGUCCUUGCGCUCAGACUCUUCUGAGAGGUUACGUGUCUCCGUCACCUCUCACGGUGUCGAGCGAGUCGUUGAGUGGUUCAAUCCCUAUCUCAACCACCGUCUCUACCCAGUCUUCUAAGUCUUGGUCUCCUCAGGGGCCAGUGGUAGGAUGGAAGUAUGCUUGUGAACUAGCAAGCUCUUCUAGUAAAACGAGAACUUGGUUUUUGGUAAGUUUUAUGUCCUGUGCGGAUUGUUGCACCAUCGCUUUCUCUUCCUUGGCCGAUGUUGUUCUGACCGCUUUAUGUCUAUCUGCAAGUUUCACGAUGGUGCUUUCAACUUUUCUAUAUGUUGUUAUAAAACGAGUUACUUAUUGAGGGCAGUAUUGCGUA